Molecule: messenger RNA, 1828 nt
Organism: Tripterygium wilfordii
Lineage: Eukaryota; Viridiplantae; Streptophyta; Magnoliopsida; Celastrales; Celastraceae
Product: 3-oxoacyl-[acyl-carrier-protein] synthase I, chloroplastic-like
Exons: 7
Coding region: 116-1522 (468 amino acids)
Biological process (GO): fatty acid biosynthetic process
Molecular function (GO): 3-oxoacyl-[acyl-carrier-protein] synthase activity
Source: RefSeq, a predicted model, not a curated record
CUAAACCCGCACACUAGUCUUUCAGCUGCUAAACCCAAAUUUUGUUCGCAACUUCCUCGCACGAACUGACUGAAACCAAUCCAUCCGUCCAUCGAUAACAUCGAGGCCAACCACCAUGCAAGCUCUUCAAUCUACAUCUCUUCGCGCAUCUCCUCUCAAUCCACUCCAGAAUAAGAGCAAUAGUAGUCGAAACAAUGCCAAGACUCCCAAGCGAGUCUCCUUCAUCAAGGCAUCCACAGCACCGGCGGUUUCUGCUCCCAAGCGCGAGAAGGACCCCAAGAAGCGCGUCGUCAUCACCGGAAUGGGCCUUGUCUCCGUUUUCGGAAAUGAUGUUGAUAGUUACUAUGACAAAUUGCUCAGCGGAAAGAGCGGGAUCGGCCCCAUAGACCGGUUCGACGCCUCCAAGUUCCCUACCCGGUUCGGAGGCCAGAUCCGGGGGUUUAAUUCAGAGGGGUAUAUUGAUGGGAAGAAUGAUAGACGGCUUGACGAUUCCUUGCGGUACUGCAUUGUUGCUGGCAAGAAGGCGCUCGAGGAUGCGGAUCUUGGUGGACACGAUUUGUCUAAGAUUGACAAGGAGCGAGCUGGUGUGCUUGUGGGAACAGGGAUGGGUGGUCUUACAGUAUUUUCCGAUGGUGUUCAGGCUCUAAUUGAGAAAGGACCCAGGAAAAUAACUCCCUUCUUCAUUCCUUAUGCUAUAACGAAUAUGGGGUCGGCCUUGCUUGCAAUUGAACUUGGUCUCAUGGGACCUAAUUACUCAAUUUCAACUGCUUGUGCUACUUCCAAUUAUUGCUUUUAUGCUGCUGCCAAUCAUAUUCGUCGAGGGGAGGCCGAUUUGAUGAUUGCUGGUGGAACGGAAGCAGCCAUCAUACCCAUUGGUUUAGGGGGUUUUGUAGCAUGUAGGGCCUUGUCGCAGAGAAAUGAUGAUCCACAAACUGCUUCAAGGCCAUGGGACAAAGAUCGAGAUGGAUUUGUUAUGGGGGAAGGAGCUGGCGUGUUGAUUAUGGAGAGUUUGGAACAUGCGAUGAAACGAGGUGCACCAAUUAUUGCAGAGUACUUAGGGGGUGCUGUCAACUGCGAUGCAUAUCACAUGACUGAUCCCAGAGCAGACGGACUUGGGGUCUCCUCUUGCAUUGAGAGAAGCCUUGAAGAUGCCGGUGUGUCACUUGAAGAGGUGAAUUACAUAAACGCCCAUGCAACUUCCACUCUUGCUGGUGACUUGGCCGAGAUAAAUGCAAUCAAAAAAGUAUUCAAGAACACUUCAGGGAUCAAAAUUAAUGCAACCAAGUCUAUGAUAGGGCACUGCCUUGGAGCUGCUGGAGGUUUGGAAGCUAUUGCCACUGUGAAAGCCAUAACCACAGGAUGGCUGCAUCCUUCUAUUAAUCAAUUUAAUCCGGAGCCUUCAGUUGACUUUGACACUGUCGCUAAUCAAAAACAGCAGCAUGAAGUGAAUGUUGCCAUUUCAAAUUCAUUUGGAUUCGGUGGACACAACUCUGUUGUGGCCUUUUCUGCAUUCAAGCCAUGAAUACACAGUAUUUCUACAUUUCCCAUUGGAGGUUGAAUCAACUCGGUCGGCACUUGGUUGUUAAUAGUCAAUGAGUCCAUUUCAUCUUCUACCUCUUACUUGAGCUGCUGCAGGUUCUGUCUGUCGGCAUUUUGUAGCUUGGGCCAUGUAAUAAUUGUUAGUUGAACUCUUUAAGUUUAGUCAAGUCGUCGUUUUCCCUUGUUCGCGUGCUUUUUACCAUUAGAAUUUUUGGAUUAUUAAGGUUAUUGGAGCAUUUGAUUUUCUAUGUAGCGGACAGAGAAUAGAAGCAUUGUUUUCAUUUGAUCA